AUGGCUCGCUUAGGCAUCGUUUUUACCUGUACAGCGGAAGCAUGCUCUCAUCGUUCUUCGCACACCUUCACGAAGCGUGCAUACGAACGUGGUAUCGUCAUCGUCCAAUGCCCUGGGUGCAAAAAUAGGCAUCUCAUAGCGGAUAAUCUCGGUUGGUUCAAGGAUAGCACGGAGGAUGGAAAACUCAGAAAUAUUGAGGAUCUCCUCAGCGCUCGCGGCGAAAGCGUCCAAAGAGGUUCCUUGGAUGCUAACGGCGUGGUAGAAUUUGCUGCUGAUCUUGAAGCUGGUAGAAAGUAG
Messenger RNA from Suillus clintonianus, 297 nucleotides. RefSeq names its product DNL zinc finger-domain-containing protein. NCBI's taxonomy places the organism in Eukaryota, Fungi, Basidiomycota, Agaricomycetes, Boletales, Suillaceae. Gene Ontology annotation, cellular component: mitochondrion. The transcript has 3 exons. Gene Ontology annotation, molecular function: zinc ion binding; protein-folding chaperone binding. The record is from RefSeq and is a predicted model, not a curated record. Gene Ontology annotation, biological process: protein import into mitochondrial matrix; protein stabilization; protein folding. The coding region runs from base 1 to 297 and encodes 98 amino acids.